This is a messenger RNA of Apiotrichum porosum, 195 nucleotides long. RefSeq lists its product as uncharacterized. Lineage: Eukaryota; Fungi; Basidiomycota; Tremellomycetes; Trichosporonales; Trichosporonaceae. The coding region runs from base 1 to 195 and encodes 64 amino acids. The record is from RefSeq and is a predicted model, not a curated record. The transcript has 2 exons.
AUGUCGGCCCCCAACAUGGCGGCGUGGUUCCAAUACCAGAUGAGCUCGCGAGGGCGGAAAUGUACAGGUGUUCUGGGCACGGGGAUGUAUGCUGGGCAGAACUGCCACCUGGCCGACAGGGAUCCCGCUGGCCGCGUUGUCCUCUACUGCCUGAUGUGUCGUGUGCCCUUCAUGUACAUUCCCACUAUGGGUUGA